AUGCAGAUCUUCGUGAAGACGCUCACGGGUAAGACCAUCACGCUGGAGGUGGAGCCCUCCGACACCAUCGAGAACGUGAAGGCCAAGCUUCAGGACAAGGAGGGCAUCCCGCCGGACCAGCAGCGCCUGAUCUUCGCCGGCAAGCAGCUGGAGGACGGCCGCACGCUGGCGGACUACAACAUCCAAAAGGAGUCCACCCUCCACCUGGUACUGCGCCUGCGGGGUGGCAAGCCCGUGCGGGUGAGUGGCUUCUUUACCAGGUCCGCCGGCCGCCAGCUCGCGGCAUCUGCGCGUGGGUUGGGGCAGGCAGAAGGGGGCGCGCCGGGGGUGGCUGGGCGGGGAGAGUCUGACGGGGGGCUGGAAUUUGCGGGGGGAAGGCGGGGGUUGGCAGAGAUUCUUGCACCGGGCGUGGCCCGCCUCCGAUCAAGUGUCGAGGAUCGGGAUCGAUCCAAGCGGGUGACGGACGGGUGCGCGUUGCUGUGCAACCCCUUUUCCGGGUGA
Ostreobium quekettii is the source of this 501-nucleotide messenger RNA. The record is from the annotation of a GenBank genome assembly. NCBI's taxonomy places the organism in Eukaryota, Viridiplantae, Chlorophyta, Ulvophyceae, Bryopsidales, Ostreobiaceae.